AUUUAUGGGGGUCAAACGACAUUCACCAAAAUAGAAUCUGGAAACCGUGCGUUAAAUCUGUUCCUCACUGGGAUUGGCUUAGGGGUUCAUUUCACUGCAACAUUUUCACCACCGCCGCUGCCUACCGACAAAAGUGGUGGCGCCGCCGAGUAGUUUCCUUAAUCCAAAAUGUCACGUCGGGAAGAUCGUAGCUCUGAAUCAAAACGUCGCCGUUCCGGCUUCGACCGUGAAUCCAGCCCUAAAAAAUCGAGGGGUGGUAAACCGGAAACCGGGCCGGAAAAAGACCGAUCGGAGCGGGAUUUCAAGCAGCACCGUACUCUCGAUUCAAAGGUUGAAUCUGGAACAGUGAGUAAAGAUUCGUUAAGUACCAAAAAAUACUCUCAGCACGAUGAUCGAGGUAGUGUCGGGCAGAAUGGCAGAAGCUUCAGUCGCAGAACCGACAAUGGUGAGCUUUUAGCUAUUGUUAUUGCUCUGUUUAUUUUCUUGUUUUUUUUCGUUUUUGUUCGUCGGAGGUUCUUUGAAACAGUGCCUAGCUUCUCGAUAGUCGACUUUCUUCUGCUAUUUGACAUAAGAGAUGGAACUAAGAUUUUUUUAUUAAAGCAAUUUCGGAAGUACUUGCUUUGGGGUGGAAAUGAAUCUUUAUCAAGAACUGAUUGUCUGAAAUAUAUAUAUUUUUUUAUUUUUUCUCAAGAACGUGGAUGGUGGAGAGAUUCCAAGCAGGAGCAAAAUGACAGAGCAAUAAACGACAGGGAAGAAAUCAAAGCAAAUCCAAAACCUCUCAUGCGUAAAAGACCUUCUUUUAGAGAGCAAAAAACUCCGGCCGAUGCAGAGAAAGCUACAAACCCUAAUCAAGAUCAUCCUGCAGAAAGUGGAAGAAGAAGAAACGAGAGAGUAUAUUCGUCUCGACAUUCUGACAAACCCGAGAGAUCGUUUGCAGGUGAGAGAGAGUUGAACAAGGCUCAGAGGGUUUCUUCAAGGAGUAACUUUUCAUCGGGCGAUAGAUACAGAGAGGGGGGAGAUAGAUUCACUGCCAGGCAAGGGUAUAAUCGUCCAAGUGGGGCCCGUGUUGAGAAAUGGAAGCACGAUCUUUACCAUGAGGCGAAUAGGAGUCCAACACCGAAGAAUGAAGAAGAUCAGAUUUCGAAAAUCGAAGCUCUUUUAGGUUCGUAAAUGUUUAGUUUGCUGCUUUAUGUUGUGAGGAUUUUUGCCCAUAUUAUCUCCCCUUUUUUUUCCUCUCACAAGUGCAGAGUUAACUUUUGUAGUUGAUUGUGCCAAACAAUUUAGUUUUCUUGUAAUUGACUCUGCUUUGAGAGAUAUUGAGGACUAAAAUGACUAUAUUAAUGCAAGGAGGGGUUUUUCUGCAUUUUCGAUA
Messenger RNA from Erythranthe guttata (spotted monkey flower), 1372 nucleotides. NCBI's taxonomy places the organism in Eukaryota, Viridiplantae, Streptophyta, Magnoliopsida, Lamiales, Phrymaceae. The record is from RefSeq and is a predicted model, not a curated record.